Eublepharis macularius is the source of this 820-nucleotide messenger RNA. RefSeq names its product pterin-4 alpha-carbinolamine dehydratase 1 (gene PCBD1). Gene Ontology annotation, molecular function: 4-alpha-hydroxytetrahydrobiopterin dehydratase activity. Bases 101 to 415 code for a protein of 104 amino acids. Lineage: Eukaryota; Metazoa; Chordata; Lepidosauria; Squamata; Eublepharidae. The record is from RefSeq and is a predicted model, not a curated record. Gene Ontology annotation, biological process: tetrahydrobiopterin biosynthetic process. The transcript is spliced from 4 exons.
CAGAAUCGCUCGGGGGAAUAAAGCGAGGGGGGUGGCGAGCCGCGGCCGCCUGUUGCUCGCGAACCAGGUGGGGCCGACGGGUCUGUCCCUCACCGCAAAGAUGGCAGGAAAAGCUCACAGACUAAGCGGUGAAGAGAGAGAACAGUUGCUGCCAAAUCUCAGAGCUGUGGGAUGGAAUGAGGUGGAAGGCAGAGAUGCCAUUUAUAAAGAGUUCCAUUUCAAGGACUUCAAUCGGGCUUUUGGAUUUAUGACCAGAGUAGCUCUUCAGGCAGAGAAACUGGACCAUCACCCUGAAUGGUUUAAUGUUUACAACAAGGUCCACAUAACCCUAAGCACCCAUGAGUGUGCAGGCAUAUCUGAACGGGAUAUCAACCUGGCCAGUUAUAUAGAGCAAGUGGCAGGUUCUCUGUCUUGAAACUGCAAGUACACAAGCCUGAAUUGAGGAACCCGCAACUACCCCCUUUGUCCCUGGAUCAUUUGGCAAGCAGUGAAUUGUCUGAGCAAAAGAUAGUGCUCAAAAUGUUAACCCCAGUACCAGUAUUGCUGCUUCUUCCUCAGUCACAACAGAACUCAUUCUUGACUGUACCCACCACAGUUGCCUUGGUAAGGGAAUCCAUGUUGAAUGGUUUUACCAAGCUCUUACAUUCUUUUUACCUUUGAAAACAUCUUGUAUCAAGUUGCUAUAUACAAUAUUGUCAAUCUAUAGAUGUUGUUCCAACAGGAUUGCAGCAGCCCUGUCAAGUACAGCUGUGUUAGUUACCUACGUAAAGCUACAUUGUAUAUGAUAAAAAUGUUUUCAAUAAAUAUCUCACUAACCUGG